AGCAACUAUGAAAGAUUUGUUCAGAAGCAUUAUGAUAAAAAGAGUUAUCAUCUACUUGCUGACUGUGACUGGUGUGCAAACAAUAGAACUUCACACUAAUGAGAAUGUAACAGUUAUCGAGGGUCAGUCAGUUACAUUACAGUGUGACUCUUCUAAAGAUGCCAAGAUAGCAUUAGUUGAAUGGAAGAAAUCCAGCAACAAAACAAAACUUGCAGUGUACAGUCCAAACGGCACACAUCAUCAUGAUAAACGAAUAACAAUGGAAGUCAACAAUCAUCGUUCCACAAUCUCAAUCAAAAAUGCUCUCAAAGACGAUGAGGACUGGUAUUUUUGCACAUUUCAGACCUUUCCAAAUGGAAAACAGGAGUACAAAAUAUAUUUGGAUGUAAAAGGUGAUGUAGGGAAAUCCCAAGCCUCUUCCUAUCUAGCCACUUACGUUGUCAUUGGUGUGGUUCUGGCAGUGCUGGCCAUUGGCAUGAUUCUUCUGUUGCUACACUAUGUUCAUGAGAGGAAGUCUAGAAUCAACAUUCCAAACCAAAUCAACAUUAUCCUGAAAAACACAGAUGACACCGAUAACCAGGACAACAAAUUACCGCUCAACAGGCCAAUGGUAACCAACAGUCAAUAUGAAGACACAGGCAUUGAUUAUAUGAGUGUCUCACUACAGUGAUAAUAUUCAGUUUCAUCGACAGACUAAAAAUUCACCAGUUUUGAGAAGACUGGAUCAUUUUGUGCUUUUUCAUUGGUGAAAUCAUGCACCAAGUAUUAGUGAAGAAAACAUGUUAAGGAUAAGAUGUGAAAACUCAACACAUGUAGCUAUCAAUCAUACUUAAAUUUCCAAAGUUGCCAUUGUGUUUAAAAGUAAUUCAUUGACACAGAAUCGCAAGUAAACCUUGAAAAUAUUCUGCAACGUUAUGACAUUUUUGUUAUGAAAAUUUAUUGCAUCUGUAUUAAGAAUCUGUUGUUAAAAUGAUCCACCACUUCUGAAGGUAUUCUGGAUAAUUUCCAGACACUGAUGCCAAUACUUAUUUUAGCCAUAAGUCAUCUUGUUCAGAUAAGGUAUUAAAAACAUAUACAGCAAAAUUCAAAUUAAACUUCUUUGCUUCAAAUAUAGGCAAAUGUUGAAGAAAUUAAGACAUGAAAACAUUAUUCUAUAAUUUCUAAAAUCACUUAUUUUGUUAAAAAGCUAUUGUUUCAUAUUCAGUUACAUGGUUUUCAGUUUCACACCUUGCCUCAAGAAGCCUUUUCCCUGACCAGUCUCUAGGCUAGAACUGGAUUUGUUCAAACUAGAUGCAGCAAUAAAAAUUAUUCCUGAACAAUAAAACAGCCUCUGUUUCAAACACUGCCCUACCUAAUGUACAACAGCUUUUCCUUGCUAAGGAGAAGGCACAUUAAAAUUAUUUUAAGUUAGUAAAUUGUGAUAGGUUUUGCAUAUCAAUUUAGUCUGUAAACAGUUUACAUGCUUAACUCUGCAUGAUGUGAAGAGGAAUCUAGGGCUCCAAGAAUUCUUAACCUGGUUCAGAUUCAUUCAUUCAAGAUAAUUUCCCAGUCAGUGGAAUCUAGCAGAAACACAUUGGCAGCAAGAAAAUUCAGAUUUGUACAAAGGAUUUACAAGGACGUUGCUGGGGUUGGAGGGUUUAAGAGAUAGGGAGAAGCUGAAUUGGCUGGAACAUUUUCCCCUGGAUCCUCAGAAGCUGAGGGGUGACCUUACAAAUGUUUGUGAAAUCCCAAGGGACAUGGAUAGGGUGAAU
Molecule: messenger RNA, 1751 nt
Organism: Hemiscyllium ocellatum (epaulette shark)
Lineage: Eukaryota; Metazoa; Chordata; Chondrichthyes; Orectolobiformes; Hemiscylliidae
Exons: 4
Coding region: 8-670 (220 amino acids)
Biological process (GO): positive regulation of interleukin-10 production; negative regulation of interleukin-12 production; negative regulation of T cell activation
Cellular component (GO): cell surface
Molecular function (GO): signaling receptor binding
Source: RefSeq, a predicted model, not a curated record